UCCCGGAUGCACUCGGCACUGAGCUGUUUUCAAAACAACCGUCUGGAAGAGUAGAAAACGAAAUUGACGUUGUUUAUUGACAAAUAUGGCGAGUGAUUCAACGAUGAGGUGAAAACGGAACUUUGGCUUUGAUCAAAGUAGUACACGUAAACAAGGCUGUCGUCCGCGUGGCAGAGUUAAAACGGAAGCCGGAGGUGUGAGCAGCCAGCGGGUCACAUGGCGGAUGAAGCCAACAAGCUGACUCUGCGGCGCCUGGAGGCUCCCAUCCACAAGUUUAUUAAAGUGGCUCUGCCCACAGACCUGGACAGGCUGAAGAAAUACCACAGCAACAUCCUGAAGUUCCAGCAAAGCCAGCAAUGGGACCGCCUUCACCAGGAGCAUAUCAAUGCAAGCAGAACCGUCCAGCAACUGCGUGCCAACAUCAGAGAGAUGGAAAAGCUGUGCGCUCGUGUCCGUGCUGAAGACGCUGCAGCUCUGGAGCGGCUGGUGAAUCCUGUCAGGAACAGAGCGUUGCGCGCCACGGAAGACUUCCUGCAGCUGCGUGCUCCCCCCCCUGUGCCUCAGCCACCUGCCGAUCACUCUUCUGUCUGCGUGUCGGACAGCAACCUGUGUGAGGAGUUGAAACAAACUCAGUCACGCCUUCCUGAAAUCCCUGCUGAUGAGUGUGCAUAUGAGUCGUGGGACAACCUGGAGGAAAAUCUGAAGGAGCUGAGCGACUUGAUCACAACGUUCUCCCAGUGUGUCCAUUCACAACAGGAGAAGAUUGACAGCAUCGAGGACAACGUCAACACCGCUGCUGCCAAUGUGGAGGAUGGGACCCGGAGCCUGGGGAAGGCGGUUGGCUACAAUUUGGCGAUCCUGCCGGUUGCUGGGGCUCUGUUGGGUGGCGUCAUCGCAGGUCCACUGGGUCUGCUGGCUGGGUUUAAAGUGGCCGGCGUGGCUGCUGCGCUUGGUGGUGGUGCGCUGGGUUACGCCAGUGGAAACAUUGUCCAGAAGCAUCGACGAAGCCACUUGGAGAUGCAGAUGAAGCAGUUGACCGCCCCGCCGACUGAACCACAAUCCCACACAGACAAAUAACACUGGUGACAUUUGUUAAAUCUGUUCAAGUAAAUACUGUGCUUUAUUUCUGAGACUGUCGCUCCAUUUAAGUCCCAGACAAGGUGUGGAAAACACAAGUAUUACAGAACUAUCCUCAUGUUGUGUAUGGAUCAUUGGAACAGAAUUUCAGUGUGCGUUUCAUCUGUCAGACUUCGAUGCAUUUGCUUGUUGUCUUUGUUGAUUUACAACCACUUGGUUCCAAAUGUUCAACUGAAUCAUGCAUGAGCAUAUUUCUACUGUAACUGUGGUGUGUCAGUGUUAAAGAGGUUUUUGUUAACAAAUAACAAAAAUUGCCCUAGUGCCACUUUUGUAACGCCUUCUGGCUGAGGAGCCUAAACCUGCGACUGUUGCAUUGUUCAAAUGAAAUAUUGCAUAUUA
Molecule: messenger RNA, 1476 nt
Organism: Synchiropus splendidus (mandarinfish)
Lineage: Eukaryota; Metazoa; Chordata; Actinopteri; Syngnathiformes; Callionymidae
Gene: stx17
Product: syntaxin 17
Exons: 7
Coding region: 217-1077 (286 amino acids)
Biological process (GO): intracellular protein transport; exocytosis; vesicle fusion
Cellular component (GO): autophagosome membrane; endomembrane system; plasma membrane
Molecular function (GO): SNARE binding; SNAP receptor activity
Source: RefSeq, a predicted model, not a curated record